UUCACUUCCGGCGGCCGCAGGGCCCCGCACUCGGGGCAGGGCUGCGGGCUCGCGUGUCCGUCUGCUGCCCACCGGCCCCGGUCGCCCGAGCCGCGGGGCCCGCUCCGGCCCGGCCAUGAGCGCGGCCGCAUGAUGCGUCCCUGCCUCGGCUGCUGCAGUCGCCGCCGCCGGCCGGGAGGAGCCGCAGCGCCGGGCGACCCCGCCCGGGCCUCGGAGGCAGAGCUGCAGAGAGAGGGACAGACAGACCAUCCAUCCACAGAUUCACGCCCCAAGUGGCCAGUCGGAAGUCUGGAGCCGGGAGCUUCUUCUGGGUUUCCCUCAUCCUGUCACCCAGAAGGCAUGUACCCCAGGGUCCUGCGGAAGAGGCGCAGAGGGUCCCAGUGAUGCUCCCGAGCCGGCUGUGAGGGCUCACUGGGAACCAUGCAGCCAGCAGGACACAGGCUGCGGGAUGUGGAACAUCACCCUCUCCUGGCUGACAGCGACAACUAUGACUCCUCGUCCUCCUCUUCCUCCGAGGCCGAGCUGGCUGACAGGGUCUGGUUCAUCCGCGAUGGCUGUGGCAUGGUCUGUGCCGUCAUGACAUGGCUCCUGGUCGUCUACGCGGACUUCGUGGUGACGUUUGUCAUGCUGCUGCCCUCCAAGGACUUCUGGUACUCUGUGGUCAAUGGCGUCGUCUUCAACUGCCUGGCGGUGCUCGCCCUGUCCUCGCACCUGCGGACCAUGCUCACUGACCCCGGGGCGGUGCCCAAGGGCAACGCCACGAAAGAGUACAUGGAGAGCUUGCAGCUGAAGCCGGGCGAGGUGGUCUACAAGUGCCCCAAGUGCUGCUGCAUCAGGCCGGAGCGCGCCCACCACUGCAGUAUCUGCAAGCGGUGCAUCCGGAAGAUGGACCACCACUGCCCGUGGGUGAACAACUGCGUGGGGGAGGCGAACCAGCGGUUCUUCGUGCUGUUCACGAUGUACACAGCGCUGUCCUCGGUCCACGCGCUGAUCCUUUGCGGGCUGCAGUUCAUCUCCUGUGUCCGAGGGCAGUGGACUGAGUGCAGCGACUUCUCUCCUCCCGUCACUGUAAUCCUGUUGAUCUUCCUGUGUCUCGAGGGGCUUCUGUUCUUCACCUUCACGGCCGUCAUGUUUGGCACCCAGAUCCACUCCAUAUGCAACGACGAGACGGAGAUCGAGAGGCUGAGGAGCGAGAAGCCCACGUGGGAGCGGCGGCUGCGGUGGGAAGGGAUGGAGUCUGUCUUCGGGGGUCCCCCCUCACUCCUCUGGAUGAACCCCUUUGUCGGCUUCCGACUGAGGCGGCUGCAACCGAGACCUAGGAAAGGCGGCCCAGAGUUCUCUGUGUGAGGCCACCUGCUGGCCUGGGGUUCGGCAACAUUCCGUUACUCACUUGGGGUCUGCAGGGGGCAAGUGAGUGCCAGCAGCCGCCUGGCAGUGUGGACUGGCCCGAGCCUCUGUGCCACCAGCCACGCG
Molecule: messenger RNA, 1473 nt
Organism: Ochotona princeps (American pika)
Lineage: Eukaryota; Metazoa; Chordata; Mammalia; Lagomorpha; Ochotonidae
Gene: ZDHHC7
Product: zinc finger DHHC-type palmitoyltransferase 7
Exons: 9
Coding region: 421-1347 (308 amino acids)
Biological process (GO): protein targeting to membrane; peptidyl-L-cysteine S-palmitoylation
Cellular component (GO): Golgi apparatus; endoplasmic reticulum
Molecular function (GO): protein-cysteine S-palmitoyltransferase activity
Source: RefSeq, a predicted model, not a curated record